This is a messenger RNA of Didymodactylos carnosus, 477 nucleotides long. The record is from the annotation of a GenBank genome assembly. NCBI's taxonomy places the organism in Eukaryota, Metazoa, Rotifera, Eurotatoria, Philodinida, Philodinidae.
AUGAAAUCUCUUAUUCAAGAACACUUGAAUUAUUUAUUGGAUAGUGAAAUAACAACGGAUCUUGUAUUUCAACAAUUUAUUGAUUUAAACAAUGAACAAAAUGAAAUAUUCCAUGUCAAAUAUAUUAAUAUAUUUGAGGAAGUUAUUAAUGAAAAAUUAAAAGAAUUAACACAACAUGAAAUCAGCAUUACUAAUACCAGUACAAAUUAUAAACAUAUUACGAAUUUAACAGAACAUGUUGAGAGUAUUAUUAUUGAUAAAAAAAAUCAUAUUCAUACAACAACAGAACAAAAUGAACGUCAGAUAGAUUCAGAAGAAGUAUUGUCGUCUUCAACAAAUUAUAAUUACGCUGAAGAUUUUAAUCUGAACAAUGAAAAACUUGAUCAGAAAUCAACCACAUCAACCAUUUUUACCAACAUUCAAAAUGAUACUAUUAGAAAACCGGUAAGAGCUAUGACUAUAAAUUGUACUAAUAAU